AUGGAACAUAGAAGAUUGCGCAAAGGGCCGCUGCCUGGAGGUCGUCAGGGCGCGUCUGGAGCUGGCGCUGGACGCGACAGCAUGCGAACCGCCAGCCGAGCGCGAGGUGCUGCACGACCACCCAGCAGCCCCUCGCAUCCAUCAUCCCCACCAGCUUGCUUGGUGUCGGCAGGGUCUUCGCAGGCCCAGCAAUCGGCACCCGCCACUGGUGGAGUACGCCGCAUGCGAUGGACCAUCAAUAUGAAUUCAAACGCAUUGCGGGCGUAUUUUAGGGCGAAAGGGGGAGAAAUUGGAGGUUUCGCGUAUCGGGCUAGGAUGCAUCGUCUUUUUACUGAGCUGGAGCCAUCUAUUACUGUCACCGAGCAAAACCUGGCAGACCGAGUUCGGUAUAUCUUACGCUCAAAUAUAUUUGAUGGCGCCGAACUCGAACGGCUACGACGUGAGGCUGUUCCCUCAUCAAAUGAAAACGCUACGACUGAGGGUGUGAUGCCACAAGUUGCAGAACAACCCGCACACGUGGAUGCCGCCGAGAAUACCCCAGUGGUUGCUGAUUCAAAUGAUGAUGGAACAUUCACCCAGGAACUAGAAAUAGAGCAAAUGAGGAGUACAUUGGAAGAGGCGAUUAUGGAAACGCGCAGUACGCCUCUCGAAAAUCGACCGCGACUUCCCCGCAUAGCCCUAAGCAAGCGGAAUCGGGCUGUCGUGAGGGCUCUGAACCCAAUACUGGUGACCUAUUUGGAAGCCAGCCGGGACCUUUGCGAGACGGACUCAAUUCUCUUUGGCGCCGCACUGGCAGUCUGCCGUAUUAUAGGUGCCAAACUUUCCACGGCUGGACGCACUACUGGACAAAGUAGUGCUAUCCCAGCCUGGAGAACAAGAAUUAAAGAACGUAUCGCAAAGGCUAGGGCCCUCAUCGGCAGACUGAUAUGCUUCAGGGCGAAAGGGGGAGAAAUUGGAGGUUUCGCGUAUCGGGCUAGGAUGCAUCGUCUUUUUACUGAGCUGGAGCCAUCUAUUACUGUCACCGAGCAAAACCUGGCAGACCGAGUUCGGUAUAUCUUACGCUCAAAUAUAUUUGAUGGCGCCGAACUCGAACGGCUACGACGUGAGGCUGUUCCCUCAUCAAAUGAAAACGCUACGACUGAGGGUGCGGUGCCACAAGUUGCAGAACAACCCGCACAUGUGGAUGCCGCCGUGAAUACCCCACUGGUUGCUGAUUCAAAUGAUGAUAGAACAUUCACCCAGGAACUAGAAAUAGAGCAAAUGAGGAGUACAUUGGAAGAGGCGAUUAUGGAAACGCGCAGUACACCUCUCGAAAAUCGACCGCGACUUCCCCGCAUAGCCCUAAGCAAGCGGAAUCGGGCUGUCGUGAGGGCUCUGAACCCAAUCUGGUGA
Messenger RNA from Parnassius apollo (apollo), 1392 nucleotides. The record is from the annotation of a GenBank genome assembly. NCBI's taxonomy places the organism in Eukaryota, Metazoa, Arthropoda, Insecta, Lepidoptera, Papilionidae.